Dendroctonus ponderosae (mountain pine beetle) is the source of this 2852-nucleotide messenger RNA. RefSeq names its product xylosyl- and glucuronyltransferase LARGE2. Gene Ontology annotation, biological process: protein O-linked glycosylation via mannose. Bases 390 to 2720 code for a protein of 776 amino acids. The record is from RefSeq and is a predicted model, not a curated record. NCBI's taxonomy places the organism in Eukaryota, Metazoa, Arthropoda, Insecta, Coleoptera, Curculionidae. The transcript is spliced from 12 exons. Gene Ontology annotation, molecular function: glucuronosyltransferase activity; xylosyltransferase activity.
UAAAAAAUUCGCAAACCUUGACGGGGGUUGGGUGACGAAGAAGAUCACAAAAUAUCCCCCCAGGGGGGAUGUUCUGUAAAGAAGACAAUUAAGGUUAUAAGAAUCAGAGACAUAACAAUAGGCAACAGCUCAACAGAACAAAUGUUACGGUUGUAAAAGAGCAAUUGUUAUUAAAUCCUAUAAAUUAGGGGCUUUUGUAGUUCAAUUAAACAUUCUAUGUCACAUUUGAUGCAGGUAAAGCGCGAAAAGCAGUGCUGGCAGACGCUGCAACGUAUACAACAGAGCAGACCUUGUUUCCGCUGAACAUCGUCAGAGCCAUAAAAAUUCUCUACAAACGGCGACAUGGAUUGUUCCAUAGAUUUAACCGAUCAUGGAUAGUGUUGUUGGUCAUGUUCGCUUUGAGCUGUGCCAUAUUUCUUUACAUUCAAAGCAACAGUUCAAGAGACAGCGUAAAGCCGAAGUUAAUGGGGCACUUUGCCAAAAACCUGUACCAUACUUCUACAGCCAAAGAUGAGCAGUUCAAGCCGCGCGAUUUCUGCGAAAUUAUCCACAUAGGGGUGGUUUGUUCGGGGGUGAAGUCCAGCACAUACUUUCACGCCCUGCUAAAAAGCAUGCUUUUAUACCGGUCCAACUCUCUUCACUUCCAUAUCCUAAUCAGUAACGAAUCGGGGACCGUUUUGAACGUGCUGUUUAAGUCUUGGAACCUGCCUCAAGUCAAUGUGUCUUUUUACGACAUGAACCAGUGGCUAACAGACGUGAGAUGGGUUCAAAAUACUCAUUACUCCGGCAACUAUGGGCUGCUAAAGUUGGUGUUUAAUAAAGUGGUGCCUGCCAAUGUUACCAGCAAGCUCCUAGUUUUAGACACUGAUCUUAUAAUUAAUGACGAUAUUCAUGGCUUAUGGAGGCUUUUUAAGAAGUUUAACAGUGAGCAGGCAAUAGGAAUAGGAGAGAACCAAAGCCCGUAUUACUUGGGCCAAUUGAGCCAGUCGCGCCCUUGGCCUGCCCUGGGAACUGGCUUCAAUUCCGGAGUUAUGCUAUAUGAUUUUGAGAAAAUGAACCGCCUCAAAUGGGAUUUGUUAUGGGUAAACCUGACCAAGCGAUACUCUCUGACUUAUGGACAAACUGACUUAGGAGACCAGGACAUUUUGAAUGCCCUCAUCAAAGAGCACCCUGAUAUUAUUUACAAACUGCCCUGUUAUUGGAAUACUCAAAUGAGCAGCUUUUCGACGAGCAGCACCUGUUAUAGCAAAUUCAAACCAAAGAUAAUCCACUGGAACUCACCGCAGAAGUUUGCGGUUGCGACUAACGACGGGGCGCUGUUUCGAGGUCUGGCUAACUCAGUUUUCGAAAUGAAUGGCAAUUGGUUUCGAAGCUACCCCAUGAUAUGUGAAGACGACUGGAAAACCCAACUAAAUGUUGAGCCCUCAGAUUGCCAGCGAUUCACGCUGCCGCCUGAAGUACCGUUUAGAACUCUGCUCUUCGUUAUGGAACACAAAGUAACGUCCGAUAGCUCGGAUAUUACCUACGUUACCCAUUUAUCUUUCGACCGCAUUUCCCUAAUAGAUAACAUAGCUAGACUGUGGCCAGGCCCCAUUAGCUUCACCAUGUAUCUCAGCGACGCUCAGUUUGCCAGGGUAGUUCAUCUACUCAGCGAUUCUCAGCUACUGAGCAGCCGAAGCAACAUCGCUUAUCACGUGGUGUUCAAGCAAGGGGAGUUUUACCCGACGAACACUUUAAGAAACACCGGACUAAAGCACGUGCAGACGCCGUUUGUUUUCCUAGUGGAUGUGGACUUUGUUCCGAUGCGGCUGCUCUAUCAGCUGCUCAGAGACAACCUGAAAAACUUUGGAGAUUUGAAGCAAAAGGCGCUAGUGGUGCCAGCAUUUGAAGCAAUUGGACCUAAUUUGACGAUGCCGGAAAACAAGCUCAAGCUAUUGGAAGCUUUGGAACGCAAGGAGUUUCGGCCUUUUCAGGAAGCGAGUUGGGCGCCCGGGCAUGCUGCCACUGACUAUACAAGAUGGCAAAUGGAAUACGCACCAUAUCAGGUAAAAUGGCAAACCCACUACGAGCCUUACAUAGUGGUGAGGAGCGACGUGAUAGGCUUCGAUGAAAGAUUUCUGGGCUUCGGUUGGAAUAAAGUGGAGCACAUUAUGGAGCUGGAGGCGCAAGACUAUGAGUUCACCGUUUUAUCUGAUGUUUUCAUCGUCCAUCAAGCGCACAAACCCAGCUGCGACAACCUGAAAUAUCGCCAGUCUCCCCUCUAUCAACGAUGCCUCCAGACGCUGAAGCGAACAUUCAUUAGGGAGCUUUCAAAGAAGUACAAAAAGAACUACUCGGAUAGUUUGCGCAGCAAACGCGCAGUCUCCAAAGAAUCCUCCACUAGUGUUUACGACAGUACCGAUUUCUUCCUAGUGUGGGGUGGCAAGGAAAAGGCCGAAGGGAGAAAGGAACCACGCAGGCCUAUCGCAAAGGAACAAGAAAAACCAGACUACAACUACUAUUUCUAUGAAAGCGAACAUCCCUACAAUUUAACCGUGAUGAAAACCAGACCUAACGCGUCUCUCAGGCAGCAGGGAAGCGACAAAUCGUCUAGUGAGGAGCUGGAUUAUGAGUACAAUGAGGAGGAGCGGAAGUUUCGGGACUUGCAUGAAAGUACUACCACGGUGACUGAUAAUUUUACUUUGUUAAUGGAUGAGGAUUUGGUGGCUUUGGAGCAUUGAAUUCAAUUGAGCAACAUCCAGCUGAUUUUGUUAAUUGUUAAGAUCCCCUUUUCCAACAUGUCGUUGAAGUAAAUAUGUGACUUGCGUUUGUAUAUUUUUUUGUUAUUUUAGUAAACUAUCACGAAUAUAAAA